CGGAAGUGCGCAUGCGUCGCGUAGCGGUCGCGCUGGUUUCAUAGAUAGCGACGACAAAUAACAUCUCAGAGCAGAGAAACCUCUAUCACUAUUCAUACCACGGGCGGUUGGGGGUAAACAUGCAUUUAAUUCAAGUUUUCCUUAUAGAAAUGUGAAGCAGGGGGACUUCACAGAAGACCCCUCCUUCCAACAGCUGGUCGGUGGACGACAGCAAUGUCAAACUGAACAAAAACAUUUGGAGAAAGAGGAGAAAGGAGAAGGAGCACCUCAGCUGUGUGGAGUUGUUGCUGCAUGUGGUGUAAACAGCUCUGAUGCUGGAGAGCAGUCUCGACACUCUUCCUUCAUUUCUAUGGCUAAGAAGCUGCUCAUGACUUUGUACAGGACCACUGCUUUGCUCUUAUUCACUUUAUAGAGCCUAUUUGGCGAUGCUGAUCGCAGGUUAGCCCUUUUUCUCUCUCCAAACGAGCGCGCGCUUCUCGUAAACAGCUGCAUUUCAAGUUCACGUGGAUUUUGACUUCGGGUUCAAAAUGAAAUUCGCUCACAUUUUGCUGAAGAACUCCUCGAGGUUCAACAUACCGAAGCAAGUGGACAGGUUUUCUAAGUUCUCGCCGUCGCCACUUUCUAUGAAGCAGUUCAUAGACUUCGGUUCAGCCAAUGCCUGUGAGAAGACCUCCUUCAUAUUCCUCCGUCAGGAGCUUCCAGUCAGAAUGGCCAACAUCAUGAAGGAAAUCGACAUGCUCCCUGACAAGCUCAUUGGGACACCAUCCGUGCAGCUGCUACACACUUGGUAUACACAGAGUCUGAUGGAGCUUGUGGACUUCCUGGAAAAAGAUCCUGAGGAUAAAAGUGUUUUGAGAAAGUUCACGGAGACACUGAUUAACGUGAGGAACAGACACAAUAAUGUGGUGCCCACGAUGGCGCAGGGAGUGCUGGAGUACAAGGAGGCUUUUGGUGUGGAUCCAGUGACCAAUCAGAACGUCCAGUAUUUCCUAGACCGUUUCUACACAAGUCGUAUCUCGACAAGGAUGCUUAUGAACCAGCAUACACUGAUCUUCAGCGGGAGCACAAACCCAGCUCACCCUAAACAUAUAGGAAGCAUCGACCCCAAUUGUGAUGUGGUGGAGGUGGUAAAAGAUGCGUAUGAGAGCUCCAGGAUGCUUUGUGAUCAGUAUUACCUGAUGUCUCCAGAUGUGGAGAUCAAACAAGUGAAUUCAAAAGACUCCAAUGAGCCUAUUAAUAUCGUCUAUGUCCCAUCACAUCUUUAUCACAUGCUCUUUGAGCUCUUCAAGAAUGCAAUGAGAGCAACUGUAGAAACCCACGAGCACAGCAUGCAUCUUCCACCAAUUAAAGUUCGAGUUUCUCUAGGACAUGAAGACCUAACCAUAAAGAUGUCAGACAGAGGAGGAGGUGUACCCUUGAGGAAGAUUGAACGUCUUUUUAGUUAUAUGUAUUCUACAGCACCGAGCCCUGUGACUCACAACGCUCGCAACGCACCGCUGGCUGGCUUCGGGUACGGCCUUCCCAUCUCACGCCUCUAUGCCAGGUACUUCCAGGGAGACCUCCAGCUCUACUCCAUGGAGGGAUACGGCACGUCAGCCGUGAUUUACCUGAAGGCAUUAUCUACUGAGUCUGUGGAGCGACUGCCGGUUUUCAACAAGUCGGCCUUAAGACAUUACCAGACGACCAUUGAGGCGGAUGACUGGAGCAUCCCGAGCAGUGAACCCAAGAAACUGGGAAAGUAUGAUUACAGCGAGCCAGACGUGAGAACUGAGAGCAGGGUGAAGUGAUGGAAUAUAAUGUGAUAAAGCCUUAGGGAAUCGCGAAAUUGCCUUAGGGUAUGGUUUUUAUUUCUUUUCAUUUCAGUUUCAGAAUUGCUGGCGUCACGUUAUAAUGUGAAAUGGGCAUUUAUAUUAAACCUCACCUUAUGCCUCACUUUAUUCUUGUAGUUUCAGAAUAUAAGCUAAUUUCCUUUAUAAAUUCAGUGUAAUGAACAAAAUGAAAGCUGCAUAAGGAUUUUAUUUAAAAUGUUUUUUCCUCCCUGUUAAUGUGGGAUAUAUAUUCAAGCAGGACAAUAGUCAGACGAUCAUGGCAGUUCAAACUCUGUUUAAGUUGGGUCCAAGUUUAUACCGUCUCCCCGGUCCAACUCCCCGAACGAACCAACAGGAAGAGAAAUGACAUCAUAUUUCCUAAACAUGAAGCAAGAAGAUUUUCUAAAGCCCACUUACAACCACAUCGAUCUCUGAAUUGUUGUAAAUGGGGGGGAAAAAGUGUACUUUUUUAUAUAAGUGUAUGUUAGCAGAGUCACCAGCAAAGGCUCUCAAGGACAUAGACCAGACUAGAUUUACAUUUAGAAUACAUUUUGAUGUUAGCUUUAUUGUUUAUCUUUGUUAGCUGAACAGAGAGAUGCAGCUGAUGGGAACUAAUGUAAAAUCUGGCAAAGAAUAAGUGAGAUCAACCAGAGCCCCAGAUAAUCAGGAUGGUUGGCAAGUAUGCAAGCAGAAAACAGUAAAAUAUAAAUAAAUAAAUAAUGCAAACAUUUCAGACUAUAAGGAAGGCUAGAGCUUGAUUAAAAUGGUACAUGUGCUUUUAGAUAUUAUUUAACACUCUGUUUUUGGCUGUGUUCACAUUACAAGGUGGAUAAAUCAUUUUUCGUCUUGCAUUUGGCAGAUCCUUUUGAGCAGGAGAAAUAUUCUACAAUCUAAAGAGCAAACCGGAAAUCCAACUGUUUUCCAAGUCACACUUGGUACUGAUUGAUCAUCUGAACUGUAUUUCAUGUAGACUCCCACCUCACAUUCUCACCAGCUCUCACUUAGCUCUAAUCCUGGCAGACACCAAUAACAAACAUAGCACACAUCACCUCCCUAACUCCUGCCAUUGCAGUCGGUUCCAGAUCUGUUUAGCAGCAUGAAUGGGAUAAUGUAAAGCAACGCCAACCUUUGUUCUGUGUAGACACUGUUGCUGUAACAACCAAUAUGAAUAUGUAAGCAAAAGCAACUACAGUCCAAAGAAACAAAUCCGAUCUAAACACGUUCGAAUGCUUCGUCUUGGAAAAAUAAAAGCAAAGUAGGAAUCUAAGCUAGAUUUGAAAUGUAAUAAACAUAUUAAGUGGAUUAUUUCUUAGCAAUGAGAAAUCACUCUUGUUCGUGUUUGCUCAUAAAAAUGUUGCGCCAUCACACGUGUUGAGGAGGAUGUUGCCCAAGUUCUUUAGUUGAAUGACCUUUCCAUUGCACUUAUCUGAGGUCAGACUAUUUCGACUUCCAAGGGCAAUGGGUUGUAGAAUAUUUCACCCUUCUGUGCGACUAAAAAAAAUCUUCUUUACUGCACAUUUCACCGCUGUUAUUUUCAUGAACCAGUUUUGUUGCAAACCAUCAAAGCAAAUCAUUUUUGGCACUGUUGCCAGGUUAUUUAUUUAAUCGCUAUAUCACUGGCAUAUUCUCUGACAAAUAUGCAUUUUUCCAUCAUAUUCCUCGGUCAUGCCCGUGACAUCGAAUAGUUGGAAGUGGACGUUGACGUCUGUUCACGCUAGUGACAGAUAUGCAUCACUUCGAAACAUGAAUGUAAACUGCUGAGGCAGAGAGAUCAGAUCUGAUCUGAUCAAAGUGUUAUUGAGCAAUAAAGCUUGUAAUGUGAACCUAGCCUUGCUGUGAAUGUGAUUUAUGGAACUACCCUGAGUAGCAUAGUGUGUUGUGUGAGAAGACUGAUGAAUAUGUAUGCCAAACAGAAGUCAUCAGAAUAACAGUAUAGUUUGUUUUGACCAGCACGCUGAUAUAAGAUUUGCUUUAUUUUUCUAUGGUCCUAAUAGUGAAAAAAUGAGCAACUGUAGAAACAUGCAGUACAGAGGGCUGGGCUAAUAUGAUCAAUCUUUCUAACGCUGCUGUUUGCAGUGAAAACAUGCAACAACAUACAGUGUGUGUGUGUUUAAGUGUAGAGGCUGAUACAUGGCAAUGUACGGUCACUGUGGCCAAAUUCUGUUUAUAUCUUCACACUUCAAUUCACCAGGUGUUGAAAAACUGAUUCCUUUUUUAAUCUGAGGAUUACUUUCUCUGUCCUUUUUGCUAAUUGUGUGAAUUUUAACACUGUAACACUGAAGUACCAAUAUCGUAUUAUAUUUAGUAUUUAGGAUUUGAAUCAUAAACAAUUUUGUUGUUGUUUAAUUGCAUGAUCUCAGGAUAAAGAGAAGUAUGCCAUACUUUUUUAUUAUUAUUUUUUUUUUUAGAAUUCCAAGUGUGUAUGUGUAUCACAGGAUUAUACCAUAUACUGUAGAAAACUUUGGGACAUCGGUCAUACCAAGGCUACUGCAGAGACGAUUUUGUUUUUGUUUUUUUUUAUUUCCAAGCCAGUUCAAAUGCUGUAAUCACUUGCUCAUGUUAAUGGAAACCAUUUUGUUGUUUCGCUUUGUAUUCAUGUGCCACUGCUCAACGGAUUUGUUGUGCUACGUUUUUCUUUUGUACAGAGUAGAUACUGUCAGCAUCAGAUGUUGAUUGUUCCUUUUUUUGCACACUACAGUGUGUCAUUACUUUUACCUCACCAGCUCUAUUUAUAGUCAUGUGAACGUGGCAUGGGACAGGAAACAUGACUGUCACAGCCAAUCAUCUGUAGGAUUUCUUCCUGUUUUGCAAACCACUCGACCACUUUUUUUUGCACAUGCAGUGCUUUUUGACUUCGUUGAAGUUAAGUAGCAUUCUUCCACUGAAUAUAUUACAUCAUACAAUAAAAGACGAGAAUACU
Molecule: messenger RNA, 4728 nt
Organism: Hemibagrus wyckioides
Lineage: Eukaryota; Metazoa; Chordata; Actinopteri; Siluriformes; Bagridae
Gene: pdk4
Product: pyruvate dehydrogenase kinase, isozyme 4
Exons: 11
Coding region: 528-1787 (419 amino acids)
Biological process (GO): protein phosphorylation; regulation of glucose metabolic process
Cellular component (GO): mitochondrion
Molecular function (GO): pyruvate dehydrogenase (acetyl-transferring) kinase activity
Source: RefSeq, a predicted model, not a curated record